CAGAAGAAGCCACAGCAACAGGAACAAUUCCUCCGCUCUCUGGAGAAGGCAACAGGGCGGUUGCGUGCUCGUGAGAAGAAGGCCCGGGGGAGCCCUCUCGCCCGCCGGGAGGGAGGCGGCGCCGCGCCGAUUCGACCCGCCGAUCGGCCGUCCGCGAAGGUAUACCCCUCCGAUUCGGCCCCCUCGAAUCCCCGCUUAAUCCGCGUGCUACUCGUGUGCAUUCGAUUUGGUAGGGGGCACUUGUGCGGUUUGAUCGGGGUUUUUCUGGGGGUGCAGUCCAGCCUCGCGGUGGAUUUAGGAGGAGGAAUUCGAGGGUCGGGGCGCGAGGUCGGGGGUUCCCUCGCUGCGGCGUCGCGGUCAAAAUAAUAUACAUAGUAAUGGGGGAUUUGGGGUCGCUGAUCGCUCGGCGCGGUCGUAGUUACCUGGGCUGGAUUAGUGCGAUUGAGCGGCACGGUGCAUCAAUUCUGCGCGGGAAAGCGUAGUGUCUACUGUUAGAGUGCCCCGGAUCUCCAAAUCCGUUGUGGUCCCUUUUUUUUUAAAAAAAAAAUCAGUCCCGACUCCGGUUUCCUGUUUCUGCAAGGCUCCGGAAGAAAGGCGUGCUGCAAUCAUAGUUGAUCGCUCAUUGAUCCUUAUGUAUUCUAGCUGUUUGCUUCCUCUAUUUCAUCUAAUCCUACCACGCUUCUGAAAUAAUUCAAACCCACAGUUGUGCCUCCUAUACCUUUGUAGUGAAUUUAUAGUUCCCAAAUCUAUCACUAACUUAAGCUUCUACAGAUAGAUCGUGGGUAUGUCUUGGUAUGGUUGGUCUCUGAUUAUACUGGUAUCUUGAGGUCGUGUUAUUUAGGAUGGAAACACAGUCUCGGCAAAUUGGGAAUGCUCCUGAUCACUGCCUGUCUCAGUUCUGAAGCUUGUUUUGUUAUAUGGCCAUUGUGGGUUUAUAUGGAACAAUCCUUAUUGUCAGGCGAUAUUUGCAUCACUAUGUCUCAGCUAUCGAUCAAUCUGUUUUGAUCCAUUUUAUAACCCUUCUGUUGAAUUGACCACGCUCCACUUUCAAUACUAUGUCACUAUGGUUCAUCUUGUACCUGUAUCUUUCCAAUUGAAGCUGUCUGACUGUAUGUAUGACUAAUUGGUGUCUAGCUGUUUGAGGAAUCAGUUUCCCUGUCCCAGGUUUACUUACUCUUUAAGUUUAGGAACUCCACACAUAUUUGGCAUACCAGUGAAAGUAUUUUGAUACUUACUCCCAAUCAACCUUGAAGCACAUUCUGAGCAAUGCUUUUGACCUCUAUAGCUUAUAGUUUCCAAAUUCUUUUCUGCAUCUGCCGUCCUGUUUAUUAGAAAGGCAUCUUUGGUAACAGAAGCCAGCAAAUAUAUUUACUCUAAAUCUGAACGUUGUGUGUCUCCACAUAUCUAUCUGUGAUGACAAUUAUGUUGAUAUUUUGGAGUUUCUUGUACGUGAAAGCAUAAACAACAGGAGUAGUCAUAAUUGUUAAGCUAGGCACUAGGAAUAUAGUUCAUGCAUCUCUGAACAUAUAUUUGAUCACAAGAUAAAUUUAAAUCACAUGUAUGACUCGUGCUGUGUCUCAGACUUCGAAUGUACCUUCUUCCUGUGACUCUUCUACAGCCAUUAAACAUGACUCGUGCCAUGUCUCAGACUUUGAAUGUACCUUCUUCCUGUGACUCUUCUACAACCAUUAAAUUAUUGAAGGUACACUUUGAUGGUUCAAUACAUGUUGGAACUCUAUAAGUUCCAUCGGACGAAGAACAUAUAAGUUCUUCAGUCAGUUUUUCUUUAGAAGGGGAAGUAUUGUAUCUGUUAAAGGUACAACAGUACAACACUGUUGUCCUUUGCUUUGAUGGUAAUGCAUGAAAUUCGAAGUUACUAGCACCAACAUGUCUUCUGCAUCUUCAGGUUAGUGAGAUCUGGCCUCCACAAUAGCCCAUCUUCUUGAAAGCAGAUAUAUAAGGCUUGUUAGAGUUGGAGUUCAGUCUUUGGGGACACAAAUUGAUUCUGUUAUUUGUUUGACUUCAAUUUGGGGCAUAUCCGGGCUUUAGGUUGGGUGAGGAACUGUUGUUUCAACGAUUUAUAUGAUGGUCAGGUAAUCAGGUUAGUGAAUAGUUUCAGAAUAUUAUAGUUGCAUAUUUGUGCUGGUGAGUAAGUUAUCAAGACCUGGUGAGAAUGUUAAUUCACUGUGAACCACAUUCACUCUUUUAUUCAGGACAAAUACUCUUUCAUAUUUUUGUUUCUCCCCUUGGAGUCCAUGCCUGAUGUGAGCACUCUCUCCUCUCUAGAUCCUCCAGUUUGUUGCUCUUCCAUGGUCUACAUAAAUCUUGAACCAAGAUUGUUAAAAAAAAAAUCUUGAACCAAGGAAAAUGUGCUUCUUCUGGAGAAUUAUCUAGCUUUCAGUCUUUUCAGGUCAAACAAAUGGGCAAAAUUUUGGGCUCCUUGAUUAAUUUUUUGCAGUGUUAAGUGGUGAAUACUGCUGCAGCAAAUGGGAGUGAUCCAGUUGGUCUAGGCCUUCUGAGGACAAUUGUCCUCAGUAAGAGCAUAUGUUCAACAUCACUGUUGGACUUGUGUUGCCCUUAGAGUGAGAGAUGGCGACUUAUCUUACAAGAUUGUAACAGCUUUUUUAACUUCAGAAGAGGGCUCCUCUAAUAUGAUUUUUGGAAGAGCUGUUGCGGCUAACUUCAUAUCAUUCUGAGGACUGGAAAAGGUGGACUAGUGCCACUCUUAGCACAUACCACCUAGAACUUUAGCCCAUUGGUUGCUUUGUAUGGGGAAAUACAUUGAUCAAAUAUAAAGACGAGAAGCGUAGUCUCAUGGCCCUCAGUUAACUUAUAGGAGAGCUGGAGAGGCAUAUCGUGAUCCGUGGAAGUAUUGGCCAGAGCAGCAUGAUGACCCAGUAGUCCUGAUUUGGGUGAUAUACUUACGGAUAAAUUGGUGUAAAUUUUGGAAAAGAACUUUAAAAGGUUGUUUCAUAUCAAAUUAGUUGAUCCGAAGAUCCUUUCCCAAGUAAAAAUCAGCUUAUCACAUAGAACUGGCUGCAGCAAUGGUAGCUGGGCCAAUGAAGUACCGGUUUCUUUUGAUCACUGGGAGGAUGGCAUUUGGAGAUAGCCAUUGAACGGAAAAAAGAGGCUAGUUGAAAUAGGUCAAUUGAUGAUGUUGGAAACAAGAUGCAUUUAUUCUAAGCAGAACAAAAGGGUACCACAAUUUCAAGGCAGAACCUUAGCAAUCAUGUGCCUCUGGUGUUUAUUUACAUGGGCAUGUUUGUACCUGAUUUGUAAUGCAAUGUCUACCUGUCUUCAUAUUUCCUGGGGCUUCUGGAGCUGAUAGCUAGCACUACACUUCCUGCCUUACAUAUCCAUUUUCCUUCCCAUUUUUCAGAAUUUUGUAUAUUUAUAAAUUUCUCUCCCUGUGACUUAGCUCAUUAAGAUGGGCUUUUUUCAUGCCAUGUAAAGAUAAAAGAUUCUGGCCGAUCUGUUUAUGCUUAAUAGAAUGUAAUAUGAACUGUACUGUUUCAGAAGUGAUGCCAUAUAAUUUAGUUGUACAUUGUUUGAACUUCUUUGACUGCUGCUGUAUUACCAUUUAUACAGAUGCUUUCUGUAUGGUUUUGCCAUUUAAGAUUGGUCCAUUCACUUGGUAUUGAUCAGAGUUCAGGUGUAUGUUUGUACUGCUUUUCUUAACCGAUGUUGUGAGGCUGUCUUUGUAGGUUAAUGGAUUUUCAUACUUCAUACUGAACCAUUGCAAUAUUAUCUUUGAUCCAAAUAUCCAUAAAUAUAACUGCUUGUCUAGUGUUUUUUCUAUUGUUCGAGAAAGAUAAAACAGUGCUGUUUUUUAAUUGACAUUUUAGUUUCUUUCAUCUUCCGUUAUUUACAUAGUGUGACUUGGCUUAAGUAUAUAUUUUUGGUAGACUUGAGAUGAUAAUGAUAUGCCAUAUACAGAGUUUCUCUUCAACUUACAUUUACAUUUCCGAAAGCUGUAGGGAAAAAAAAAUUCUGCUACUUGUAUUGAGGGCGAAUCUUGGGUUUCCACCUUUAUGCAAGUACAAUGAUGUUGGCAUCUCUAUGCAAGUACAAUGAUGUUGGCAUCUCUAGUUUAUUUCUGUAAACCAUAUACUUUAGUCAAAAUGCUCUGCGUUUGGCUUUUUAGUUACAUCAGAACGAUGUUCAAAUGUUUGCAUCCAUUUGUGUUUAGUGUUUUGCUGAAGUUAAAUAAGACACUGGAUAUGAUGAAUUAUUGGACUUUUGGCAUCUAACAUGUGUGACUGUAAUAUCACAUCUUGUGGUUCCAAGGCUUGAAUUAUCCUUUUAUUCCAGAAGCCUAAGCAUUUUUUACUCUUAUGUAUAUUUUCUUUUACUUUUUAUUAACAGCUACAUCUCUGUUUGCAGCUGCAACUUAUUUUGCUGGAAUACUAAUACGGAGCCUUUAUAAUUUUCCAGGUUAAAGAUAAAAAAAUCUAAGCUUACUGUUAAUGUACUAUGGCGGGACAUCAUAAUAACAACACAAAUAUGUCCAGGAUGGAUCAUGUGAACCGGUUCCAGAAUGAACCACCACCUUUUGGUCCAAAGUUAUUUAUGCAUCCUAGAAGUGAUGCGGUAAAUGGACCUCUAUCAGCAGGUUAUGGGGGAGCAACAAUAAGAUCAAAUGACCUUCCAUCCUCAAGUCACAUUGGCCAACCUCAGACCCAGCCGAUUGAAGCCCCUGGAACCAUGCUUGCACCCUAUGCUGGCUAUCCUCAUGCUGGAAGCUCCAGUAGCAUCUAUGCACCACAUAAUACUCAGCAUCCGCCUGCCUUGAGUUAUCCACAUAGAUCUGAGGAUAGCUUCACUCCAAGUCCCCAUAUGGAUGACAGAAGGGUUGCACAGAAGCGGAGGAACCCAAUUAUUCAUCCAAUGGAUGGAUCCGGUGUUGGCAGCUGUUAUGCUUCUAGUUCGUCUAAUCCUCAAUUCCCUCGGUACAUGCCUCCAAAUCCUAUUCCUGUUCCUGAACACUGCCCUCCUCGAAUGCCCUCAAAUAUGGGUUCAAGCUAUUGGAGUGAUAAUCGCUUUGGUAAUCAUGGAGGAUCUGAGAGGAACGUAAGAGGGCGACAUGAUCACAAUUCUAUCCAUUUGGGACACAGUCCAGCUAUAGCUUGCUCAUCAAGCAGCACUCAUGGGCCACCACACCAUGGUACUACAAUUGGUCCUUCUCUAAGUAUAGCAGUGCCACAAGAUAGAGCUCCUUUUUCUGCACCUCCAAGACUUGUUCCCCCAGGGGCUGAUGGAAACUCUAGCAUCACAUUCAGAGAGAGACCAUACUAUCCUGCUCCACAGAGGACCAACACAAAUGUGCCCCCUGUCCCAGCACUUUCUGGUUCUUCUGAUAGCAUGGCCUUUGUGCAUGGUGGAUAUGUCCCCCGAGCAAUUCCUCAUAACACCAUCCGCUCUUAUCCUGCCCCAGGAUUUGGGACUUCCUCCAACUCUGCUGCGGUCUCCCAUGAGCCUGGUAUCCCUAGCUAUCCACCUGCUGCCUCUAUCUACCCGCCUGCUACCUCAACAGCAACAUCAAGUGUACCGCCAUUUCAUGCUGAAGGUGCUGCAUCUUCAAGACAUCUGGGGCACGUGGCUCUAGGCCCUGGUAGUAGUGCUAGGAGUAGAAGGCUGAGGGAUGCCUACCAUGCUUUCCAUCCGUUGAUUGUUGAGGAAAAUAAUUUGAGAGGAUCAGCAGCUGAGCGGUUUAUGAUGCUGGACCAGUUAGUUAUCCAUGAAUCAAGAGAAGAUUCUGAUCCUCACUGGGACAUGAGAUUGGACAUUGAUGACAUGAGUUACGAGGAACUGCUCGCUCUGGGAGAGCGUAUAGGCAGUGUCAGCACUGGUUUGGCUGAUGAAAAAAUUUCAAGCUGUGUGAUGGAGGUGACAUGCUGCAGCUCUGUUCCGGCCCAGGAUGGCAUUGGCAAGGAGAACACAAGAUGCGUGAUUUGCCUGGAGGAAUACAAAUUCAAGGACUCCAGGGGGAAGCUGAAAUGCGGUCAUGACUAUCACGCCGACUGCAUCAAGAAAUGGCUGCAGGUAAAGAGUGUCUGCCCAAUCUGCAAAGCUUGUGUGGCAGACGACAGCGGAGGGAUGGAAUGAAGCGUCGCUCCCACUCCAUUCGUCCUAGCUCAGGGCCAACUGUAUCUAUUCACUUAUCCAUUUUGGCUGUGUAAAUAAUUGGUGGUCCCGAAACAGAAUUAUUUGUGAGCACAAUUUGAACUCUGACAUCUUCCCCGAUGUAAAUCUUAUUCCUCAAGCUAGUUGCUAAUCGAUGGCUGUUGCAUUGUUCAGUGAUUCA
This is a messenger RNA of Panicum virgatum (switchgrass), 6304 nucleotides long. RefSeq names its product probable E3 ubiquitin-protein ligase HIP1. The coding region runs from base 4474 to 6105 and encodes 543 amino acids. Lineage: Eukaryota; Viridiplantae; Streptophyta; Magnoliopsida; Poales; Poaceae. The record is from RefSeq and is a predicted model, not a curated record. The transcript has 8 exons. Gene Ontology annotation, molecular function: ubiquitin protein ligase activity.